CAGGCAAUCAACCCAAUUCCAACCUCUAUCAUCCCACGAAAGCUGAUCCCACGACAUCUCCUCAAAAUCGUCACGGAUCUGAGCCGCAUGUCAAAUCUUCUCGGAGGUUCAUCAUCGUCGGCGCACAUGUCUCCCUAUCGCCCUAGGCAGCCGCCGCCGCCGCAGCAGCCUGCAAAGGAAAGAAAGGGUAAUCCACCAUGAUCGCCAUCACUGCCCGCACUCCUGUCCACCAAGAUUGAGUUCCAUCAGACGCCCUUAAGGAUCCCCUCUCGCACUACUUCGCAGAUAUCCACGCAUAUUCUUGUAAGGGAGAUGAUAGAACGAUGGCUGCGUGGGAGAGAUAGGCCGUUGCAUCUUCCGCGUUCGAAGAUCACUCGUGUGUGUGUGGCGGGGAGAGCCCCAGCCAAGUUUGGAGUGAUACAAUACCAUGAUUGUGCUUGGUCUUUUGCUCACCCACCAUAACCAUGUUUUCACGAUGGUCGAAUAGUUGUUGAUUUAUCCGCACGGGUUUGGCUGGAGGCCGCUGGCGACAUACUCCAAAAGUCUCUGACCUUUCGUCUGCCUGCGUAUACGUUCGCGGAGAAUUUCGUCAUCCAGGGCUGAGUGUGGGUGGGAUGGAGGCAGAGACACCCUCAGGGCACUGACAAGAUGCUAUCUACCCAUCUACCUAUCUACACAUGUGUCGUCGACAUACCAUCCACGGCUGAGUAUGAUUGUGCCAUACCAUAGCUACGGUGCAUACUCUUGAAGUACUUGAAUAUUUGAGUCGACCACGCAUCGCAUUUGGCGCAUCUGUCGCCGCCGCACUCAUAUAUAUGACACCGCAGCACGAGACACAACAAUACAUGCCCUGGGCUCCCAAUACCAAAUAGGGAAGCUUGAGUCAACCACUUGACGCAUUCACAUCACAGCACAGCUGGGCUUCAACAGCUAGAGGUACAACAUACGUGUCCCCGCGAACCCACAUAUCAUAUCGCCAUUGUCUGCUGUAAACUUCCGACGAUACCUUUCUUGCGUACUGGUAUCCUUUAUGUUGUUGUUCACCUUCCAUUGUGAACGUGAACUUAUAGGUGGAUUAUCUCGAGGCAUCGUCUGCUUUCACGAUUGGCAAGGCCAUGUUACCACCAGCUCAUACUCAUGUGCAGCUCGAGGCUGACCACUCCAUUUGCAUCGUGCUGCACAUGCAGUUGAAGUGCUGUCCGGAAGAAGUAGCGGAAGCAUCACCACCGAGGCGCAUCAUCACAUCGUCAACGACGAGAGGAUGCUGUCGCCCUUUUCUAUUGCUCGACAUCCUCACCGGCAUUGGAACAUAUUCUACAUAUCGUGUGUUACCUUGCUUGCGGGUGGUACCGCAAACGGGGGUGGCUGGAGUCUUCAAAUGCUCUUUGUUCGCUCUUCGUUAUUUGGUGAUAUAUAUAUACUGAGUAUGAGUAGCCGGCAUGAAUGGCAUGCUCGUGCGAAUGAGGCUCAAAAGUGAGGGCUUGAAAGAGGAGGGUUUAUGGGAUCAGUCUAGCUCUUGCUGGACUGCUUGAGUUUUUCCGUAGAUAACUUGCAUGCUCGUGUGACUUCAAUAUGUAAUUAUCGGUGCGAAUAGGAUUGGUGGUGGAGGUGAUUGCGGGAGUGAAGGAGGUCGCGUACUGUACCUUUUUGGAGCCGCGACGGAGCGACUUCUUUGCAUCCGCAGAGGAGGCACCACCGCCCACUCACGCCAGGAACCUUGAACCCCAACAACCACCAUCGACCGACCGCGCAUGCAAUCCUCCCACGGUGAGUUCUGCCGGGAAACCCUACACACCUCUACUUUCUUCAUCUGUACUGCGAUUCUCCGUCUCUCUCUGUCUCUUCAGAUCUCAUCUCAUCGCGCUGCAUUUCCUCUGCACUUCAGUUCCUUUGCAUGCCACUCAGAGAGUCACGGGCAUCCUGGCAAGGACCAGCCUAACCGAGAUGGGCGAGAAGCACAUUUUAGCUUCCAAACCCACGGCCAGCGACACAGCAGCCAAAUCACGACCACCUCCACAUCGUUCUCACGUCCGGGAUGUCGCAAUGAAAGACAGCUGGAGCCACGGUGACGACCGCAGAGAACGAGGCAGAGUUGAUCGAGGAGUUGCACACCAACGACGAUCGCGAUCACCUCCCGCCCGCCGCCACGAAGAACCCAAGGAGCGGGACCAUACUCCAGCAAUAUCAAGACCCAUAUCCCGGCAUCACGAUAGACCACGCGAACGCAGCCACGAGCGUAGGAGGAGAACAUCUCGCUCACCAAGGAGGGACGCUGGGGAGGAGGUGCGCGAGAGAAACAGAGGCAGAGAGUUACUAGACACACGAGGCUCUGUAAAGCCAAAACGUACCACGACUCAUCACUCACCAUCAUCGAGUAAAAGGCGCAAGACCCGAAGCCCUUCGCCAACUCGAAGCCAUCAUAAGAAAUCCAGGAGGGAUCCAUCGCAUAGCCCGGAGCGAGGAUCGGUGCGGUCUGAGAAGAAAAGACGGCCACUUUCCCCACUCCCAUCUCGAAAACGCUCAAGUGAAAGGAGACCUCUAGACAGUCGUUCCGAAGGAAAACACAAGCACCAUCGAGAUUCCGAACGGAGGAAACGAUCACCAAGCCCACGAUCCAGUAAGCACGAAAGGCCAGAAUUCACUCGCCGCCGGUCUGUUUCGCGGCACUCCAAACGUGGCCGUUCUCCUGUAGGAUAUCCUUCAAAGGCGCGUGAGAGGUCUCUUUUUGAAAAGGCCAGGGAAAAGGACCGCAAAAGAGCACAGUCACCUCAAACUGGACGCCGAUCCCCAGACUUCGAUCGUUACGAGCCUCGCAGUCGCUCUCGACAUCGUUCUCCCGUACCACACAAAGACUUCAAGCCUACUAGAGCACGAUCCCCAAGAGAAAAGGAUUCUAGACCAAGAGAGGAGGAGGAAAGGCCAGCGCGAGGCGAUUACAGAUCCGAAAAACCACACCCAAGCCGGCCACGGAUCUCCACCGCUUCUGGGGCAAACAGCAUCGAAGUAAAAUCCUCGAAGCAAUCACCCACGACUGCAUCGGGUGCGAACAGUAUUGAGGUGAAGAGAAAGUCGGAUAAGAUGAACAAUAGGGGCUAUUAUGGCGGACAGCAGGGUUAUAACCCACAUCAGCAGAUGCAAGCUGCAUUUCCCUUAAAACCUCAGUACAACCAGGGGCCUCCUAUGGAUCCAAGACAAUAUUCUCAGUCCCCCCAACAUCACAUGACUCCCAAUUCUUAUCAUGGAUCACCUCAAGCACAGUCGCCAUACUCUGGGGGUCGAGGUGGGUGGGGAGGGCCACAAUACUCGCCGCAGCCGUAUGUGUUCCUUUCACGUUUUAUUUGCUAUAGCUGACGGUUCACUUAGUCAAUACCCCCCGAAUCCUCAAAGUUAUCAACAGCAGCACCAGGGGAGCAACAACUACUCUAACAAUCAAGGUGGACCCCAGGGAUCGUACUACAACAAUCACUCACAGUCUCCUCCAUACCAACAGAUGGCGCCAAAUGGACCUAUGAAUCAACCAUACCAGCAAAACUUUCGCGGUAAUCAGAGGGGAUAUCGUGGAAACCAUUAUAAUGGCGGGAUGCGUGGAGGACGAGGUGAGUUCCGAGGUGGCCGUGGUGGGCAUUUUCAGAAUCUACAUUGGAACGCAGGUGGAGCGGGUCGAGGGAAUCACAAUAACUCUGGCCCUGCCACCCCUCAACAUGCUUCGCCACAGCAGCAGCAACAUCCAUCAAAUUCGGGACCCCCUCAAGCCGCGGCUCCUCAGACUGCUUCUCAGCCAGAUCCUCAACCGGAAGAUGAAGAAGAUAAUGAGGAUCUUUUCAGGCCGUCGAAGGAGCUGCGAGUAGAAGAAAAGGGCGCCGACAAGAAGGACACCGAAGAGAAGGCCACUUCUAAUAAGACUACUCCCACAGGACCCCAAAGUCAACCCUCGAAGUUUAGCUUUGCCUUCAAAGCUACAACGAAGACUCCAGCAACGCCAAAACCGGAGAUUUCUCAAAAGCUUACAGUGGCCCCUCCGCGAAAAGAAGUCCAGAGUCCUGAACGUACCCGAUUACCUCCACCGCCUCCACCAUCACGACCUGUGCCAACUGAACCAGCCGUUUCUCGACGCCCAGAAUUCCGUGAACCGCCGCCGCCGCCACCACCUACGACAAGGAAAGUGAAGAAGAUAAUGAAACGACAAAAGGCGAGACCGCAAUUGACCGAUGACUUCAAGAAAUCCGACUCCGUUUACUACAGGAAACCCGGCAAUGAAUCCGUCGUCGGCUCUGGAACAUAUGGCAAAGUUUUCAAAGGUAUUCAUGUUUAUACGAAAGACAUGGUUGCGUUGAAGAAGAUUCGUAUGGAAGGGGAGCGGGAUGGAUUUCCCGUCACGGCAGUUCGUGAGAUCAAGUUACUUCAGUCCUUGAAGCACCGCAAUAUCGUCAAUCUUCGAGAAGUGAUGGUGGAGAAGAAUGAUUGCUUCAUGGUGUUUGAAUAUCUUUCACACGACCUUACUGGCCUCUUGAACCAUCCCACUUUUAAACUGGACCCUGCACAUAAGAAAGAUCUUGCAAAACAGAUGUUUGAGGGCCUGGAUUACCUGCACCGUCGCGGUGUGCUUCAUCGGGAUAUUAAAGCCGCGAAUAUCCUUGUCAGCAAUCAAGGUCAGUUGAAGAUUGCGGAUUUUGGACUGGCACGUUUCUAUGCGAAGCGCCGACAACUCGAUUAUACAAAUCGUGUCAUUACUAUCUGGUAUCGCUCCCCAGAGCUUCUCCUUGGCGAAACACAAUAUGGGCCUGCUGUUGAUAUAUGGAGUGCCGCUUGUGUGCUUGUUGAGAUAUUUACUCGCCACGCUAUAUUUCCGGGUGACGGCGGUGAGAUCAGUCAAUUGGAGAAGAUAUACGCUAUCCUCGGAACCCCAAAUAGAGCGGAUUGGCCUGGACUCGUGGACAUGGCAUGGUAUGAACUUUUGAGACCUUCUGCUAAGAGACCAAACGUCUUUGCUGAGAAGUACCGGGAUCGUGUCACACCAGCAGCAUACGACCUGUUGGAAGCUAUGUUCCAAUAUGAUCCUGUCAAGAGACCUUCUGCAUCCGAUGUUCUAGAGCACCCCUAUUUCACCGCGGAGGAGCCAAAACCCAGACAAGCUAUCGAGUAAGUUUCCAUGUUAUGUCCACUCAUCUGUACCUUACUAAUUUCUUGAAAUCAAGACUCUCCAAAUUGGAAGGCGACUGGCACGAAUUUGAAUCGAAAGCCCUCCGUAAGAAGAACGAACAAAGGGAUAAAGAAGCACGGCGGUCUCAAAAGGAGGCCAAAGAGGCCACCAUGAAGGCGGAGAAGGACAAGAAGCGUGCCCCCGAAGGAGAGGCCGCCGAACGCGAAGCUAAGCGUGUUCAAAUGGCACCACCCAGUGUACCUAUCACCAAGCAAGCCGAGGCUUUGAAGUGAGGUCUUGAUGGCCAUCUGGUUCCACAGGGCUGAACAUAUGUGUGGGGGUGAAUAAUCAAGGAGAUGACUCAAGAGUGGAGCCAACUUAGGGAAGGAGCAUUUGACCACUACUUGGCGCAUGGCGUUCUUUUUGCGGUGAAUUGCUUUUUUGGGCGGCUUUGCAUUGAUGGCGGAAAGGGGGUUUUGCGAGAUUUGCAGCGAAUUGCAUGACUGG
Hymenoscyphus albidus is the source of this 5647-nucleotide messenger RNA. NCBI's taxonomy places the organism in Eukaryota, Fungi, Ascomycota, Leotiomycetes, Helotiales, Helotiaceae. The record is from the annotation of a GenBank genome assembly.